AUGGCCGAUCAGAUCAGACAGCUGCAGGACCAUGUCGACACCCUCUUCAAUUCCAUGAACUCGCUGCGCCAGGAGACGGCGCGCCUCGCCCCGCUGCAGGACCGUGUGCUCCCACCCCCUUCGGGCGCCGCCACGCCCUCUCCCUCGGCCUCGUCCGGCACCUACCAGCGGCCUGCCCUCCCCUUCCGAGUUCCCUCCUACUUCAACGGCCCAACCAGCCUCGCCUUCACCGUUGGUGUCGCCAAGAACACCCUCCAUACCAUGGGUUACUCCGGCGUAGGAGACAGCAACGAGGACAGCGGGACGCAGCCCGAUUCGACGCCCCAUGCGUCCCCUUCGCUGCCCCCCGUGUUCUCCGAUGCCCUCGCACAGGGCGCCAUCGACCCCAUCUGGGAGUUCGACGAGACCGAGAUGACGCGCCUGCUGCACGUCUUCUGCGAGGAGAUUGACGUCAUGUACCCCGUGACAUCCAUCAACUCGGUCAAACAGCACAUCAAGCACAUCGCCUCGUGGACCGACACGGCCAGACGGACCGGCGCCGCCCUUUCACCCGGCCUGGAUCAGAUCGUCAUCGACCCCAAGACACUGCUGCUGAAGAUCCUCCUGUGCUGCGCUCUGGUGGUGGCCGAGCACGGCAACAGCGACAGGGCCGUGCGUCUGUACGACAGCGUCCAGCCAACCGUCGACAAGAUGCUCACAAGCGAGGCCGCCGACGUGACCCAGCUAUCCUUCCUCGCCCUGUGUGCCGGCUAUCGCUACCUCUCUAACGACGAGGUGCUCGCCUGGCGUCUGAUCGGCCAGGUCGCCCGCCUGUGUUUCGAGCUCGGCCUGCACCGCCGGGAGGGCCUGCAGAAGAUUUCCGACCCGCAGCUGCGCCGGAACGCGCUGCAUACCUUUUGGUCUGCGUACGUCCUGGACCGGCGGUGGAGCUUCAGCACCGGCCUGCCGUUUGUGUGCCACGACGACAAGAUCGAUCCGAAAUUGCCGUACCCGGAGGGCCAUCCGUUUUUGGUUGCCAUGAUCGGAUACUCUCGGCUCGGUGCCAAGAUAUGGAGGCUCGUCGACUAUUUUGAGCCUGCCGUCAUCCGGGAGCUGAAGCCCCACGACUUUGACGAACUCGACCGCGAGAUCAUGGACUGGUACCAGAGCGUGCCCGAGGAGAUGCAAACCCAGCGGCUGGAUAACGGCGAGCCGUCGGUGCCUUCGGGGCGGUACGACCUCCAGCGGCUGCGUGUCUGGACUUGGCUGAGACUGAACCAAGUGCGAAUCUGGCUGUACACGCCCGUUCUACACAGCGCAACUAGUAUUUCCGAGAACGUGCCACUCGCCCGCAAGGUAGUUGACCUAGCCCAGCAAACCAUCCGCCUCCUCGCGCAGCUCAACAACGAAACCGAUCUGUACCGGCGCAUCCAAGUCUUCUACCACCAGUUCCUCACGUCGUCCAUCGCGGUGCUGUUCCUCGCCUCCACGCACGCGCCCCUGCUGUUCAGCGCCAUGUGCCGCGACGAGUUCUACAUGGCGCUCGACCUCGUCAAAGACAUGUCAUCGCGAUCAUGGGUCUCGCACCGCCUAUGGCGCACCAUCCGGUCGCUGCGCGCGUAUGCGCCCAGCCUGGGCCUCGGGGACAGUUCAACCCGCCUGCCGGCGGUGGCAUCACCGUAUGCGCACACCAGCGGCGGCGGUAGCAGCGGCAGCUCCGGCUACAGCCCUAGCGUGCCGGGCCUGCUGAACAGCGGCGCCGCCAGCCGGCCCGGGAGCCGAGGCCGCACUGCCAGCGUGGCGAGCCCGCCUGCGCCCACACCAGGCACGUCGCAGCCGAUGCAGAUAGACGACCCCCUUAGCAAUGGGCAGCGGCUGCAGAGCGAGAUGCUGCGCAUCUAUGAGGGCUACACGGGCAGGACGGGAGUGGCUGGCGGCGGCGGCGGCGGCGGCGUGCCGGGGCCGGGGCCGGGGACGGCGGACAUGGGGUAUGGCAGCCCCGGGCUUGGCAUUACGGGGGUUUUGGCGGGAGGCGAGGGAUUGGCGGGACAGAAGGAUGCGAGCGUGUACCAGCAUUUGAAGGAUAUGUUUUGA
Chaetomium fimeti is the source of this 2073-nucleotide messenger RNA. RefSeq lists its product as uncharacterized. Lineage: Eukaryota; Fungi; Ascomycota; Sordariomycetes; Sordariales; Chaetomiaceae. The coding region runs from base 1 to 2073 and encodes 690 amino acids. Gene Ontology annotation, molecular function: zinc ion binding; RNA polymerase II cis-regulatory region sequence-specific DNA binding; DNA-binding transcription factor activity, RNA polymerase II-specific. The record is from RefSeq and is a predicted model, not a curated record. Gene Ontology annotation, cellular component: nucleus. Gene Ontology annotation, biological process: positive regulation of transcription from RNA polymerase II promoter by galactose; DNA-templated transcription. The transcript has 3 exons.